UUUGUCCAAUGAAAAGGUUGUACUUCCGGUCUUCCACGUGAACGUGAAACCCACUUCCUUCAGUGUUGAGCACUUUACCUCUCCCGUGCUGAGCUGCUAUGCGUGAACUGCAGGAAUAACAAAUUAACUUCACUCACCCCUUGGGGGAUAAUUGUUGCAUCAAAAAUCUCCUACACUCCUCUCCCACAACCAAAGUGUACAGAAAUACCUCGGACAUGCCGAACAUCGUGCUUUUCAGCGGGAGCUCCCACCACGACCUUUCACAAAAAGUGGCUGAUCGCCUCGGACUGGAACUGGGGAAAGUAAUAACGAAGAAAUUCUCCAACCAAGAGACAUGUGUGGAGAUCGGGGAGAGUGUGCGCGGCGAGGACGUCUACAUCGUUCAGAGCGGCUGCGGGGAGAUCAACGACAACCUCAUGGAGCUACUGAUCAUGAUAAACGCGUGCAAGAUCGCCUCGUCGUCCCGCGUCACCGCCGUCAUUCCCUGCUUCCCCUACGCCCGGCAGGACAAAAAGGACAAGAGUCGUGCUCCGAUCUCAGCCAAACUGGUGGCCAACAUGCUGUCUGUGGCUGGGGCCGACCACAUCAUAACCAUGGACCUGCACGCCUCUCAGAUCCAGGGAUUCUUCGAUAUCGCCGUGGACAACCUGUAUGCGGAGCCGGCUGUCCUCCAGUGGAUCCGGGAGAACAUUCCGGAAUGGAAGAACAGCUGUAUCGUGUCCCCUGACGCCGGAGGAGCAAAGCGAGUCACCUCCAUCGCCGACCGACUGAACGUGGAGUUUGCCCUAAUCCACAAGGAGAGAAAGAAGGCCAACGAGGUGGACCGCAUGGUGCUGGUCGGCGACGUGAAGGACCGCGUUGCCAUUUUGGUUGACGACAUGGCUGACACCUGCGGCACGAUUUGCCACGCAGCCGACAAGUUGAUUGACGCCGGUGCUAUAAAGGUCUAUGCCAUCCUCACACACGGCAUAUUCUCUGGUCCGGCCAUCCCUCGCAUCAACAAUGCUCCGUUCGAGGCUGUGGUUGUCACCAACACCAUUCCCCAGGAGGAGAAGAUGAAGUCGUGCCCCAAGAUACAGGUCAUAGACAUAUCCAUGAUCCUGGCCGAGGCCAUCAGGAGAACCCACAACGGCGAGUCGGUGUCCUACCUCUUCAGCCACGUGCCCUUAUAGAGUACAGCUGGGACAGGAAUAACGGCCUCCUCACACUCUGGAUCAGCUCGCACAUUCAGCCCCCCCCCCCUCCGGGAAGUCCUUAAACCCUGCCAGUCUGGGCCAAAAACAUGUGAUUGGUUGCUAAAGGUCACGCCCCACAUGUUCUAUAGGUCCGCACGGAGACCCGAGAGAAUCACCUCCUUUUUGAGACCAGCAACUUUCUAUUUAUGUGUGUUACCAUAAGUUUUUCCCUAUUGUUUUUUCUUGUCAACAUCAUUCUUGGCCAGCCUUGCAAACCCAAGAGAUCUGGCUGUAACUUCAACCUAAGGUUGAUUGCCUAACAAUUUCCAUGUUUGGUUGUACCUCAUUUGUCUAAUUCACUAUAAAUGAAAGCAUUCCAUUGUGUGAUGUCAUUUAUUGAUUUACCUGAUUGUUCUUAUUGGCUGGAGAAUCGGCAACAUGGCUAGUUUUAGCAGCUAAGCACUUUUCUGUUUCAAAGAUACAUGCUGGUGAGCAAAUGGCAGUCUUUAAACACAAAAGAGAAGCAGAAUAGAGGGGUCAUCUGAACUUUAUUUGGUUGCAAAGUUAAGGAGACCAGAAAACGGUUCAUCUUUUUUAAUCAGAUACAUUCCUUCACCUGGCAGGAGAUGCAACCUGGGGUUGAGGUAUGGGACCAUAGUCUGGUUUUACACCAUGAAGAUGUCUCACGAUCAGAGAGAGCAGUGAUUUUGUAAUUUGAGAUCUUACAGAUUUUUUUUCCUACCAAAAUGUAAUGAUUGAGAGGAGACCGUAAUUGUAAAAACAGGCAGAUGUUGCACUUUUUCAUGUUGCCUGCCUACAAAACAUUCACCUCUUAUUAACUAACGUUGUCCAUAAGAUUGUAUCAUGGGAAUCCAUUUGAAAUGGAGAAAUUGUUCUAAGUAUUUCCACAUUGUAACCUAGUUAAACUAUUCUUUGGUGCCAUCUAACAAUGCCCAUAUCACGUAUGCCUUUGUUUCCUUCAAAUGGGAGGUGUUUGCACCUGGUGUUGCUUCCCCCCAGUGUUGAGAUGUGGCAUUGCAACCAGUCUUGCUUACCUCCUUUGUAUUUUUGCUGACGUUUGCUUCCGAGCCAUCCAACACCACCUCUCAUAGGUUGCUACCCAGUUCCCCGCUAUAUCAGGUGUCUUUUCAAUGCUAUUGGUCGAACCACCCUCACCCAAAAGGUCAUAAACAUAAAAGUCUGUAGUGUUAUUUUAUUUGUUUCUAGUGCGGAGAACGGGCAUACAUUGCUAAUGUGGGCGACGCUUCCAUGUUCUUGUUUUCCUGCGCGGCGGUUGUCACUUUUGCCCAAAGAACGCAUCAGUCUUGAGAAAGAAUUUGCGGAUUGGUUGAAAACCGCUGGCAGCCACAGUAUUUUAUUUUAACAAUACCACUGGCUUUCAUUUACAAUAAAAACGUUCAGUGACUUCUACAGU
Molecule: messenger RNA, 2610 nt
Organism: Esox lucius (northern pike)
Lineage: Eukaryota; Metazoa; Chordata; Actinopteri; Esociformes; Esocidae
Product: ribose-phosphate pyrophosphokinase 2
Exons: 7
Coding region: 216-1172 (318 amino acids)
Biological process (GO): 5-phosphoribose 1-diphosphate biosynthetic process; purine nucleotide biosynthetic process
Cellular component (GO): cytoplasm; ribose phosphate diphosphokinase complex
Molecular function (GO): ribose phosphate diphosphokinase activity; magnesium ion binding
Source: RefSeq, a predicted model, not a curated record